AUGGGAAUUUUUAGCGUUGGAAGUACAUUAGUGAAACCGAAACGAGAAGCAGCAGUUGAGAAAUCGGUUGUAGAAAAUGAAAACAUUUCGUUUAUAGCUGCUGAAGGAACAUUCUCUAUCGCAAUUGAGAAAACAAUGAUAAAAGUAGUGAUAAAAAUAGUGGAAAAACUAGUAGAUAGAAUAAUUGAAAACGUAGCUAAAAAGAUUCCAUUUAUUGGAAUUAGUUCAGGUAUUGGAUUUGUAAUAUGGAGAAUCUUAGAAAAUCCCGCAUUUUUCUCCACGUACGUCAAGGCAGGUUUUGAAAUAUUAUCUGGCAUUACUUCAACUAUUCCGGGUAUUGGUACAACCUUUUCAAUCACUACUGAAAUUGCUCUUGCAUAA
Molecule: messenger RNA, 381 nt
Organism: Adineta ricciae
Lineage: Eukaryota; Metazoa; Rotifera; Eurotatoria; Adinetida; Adinetidae
Source: the annotation of a GenBank genome assembly